This is a messenger RNA of Python bivittatus (Burmese python), 683 nucleotides long. NCBI's taxonomy places the organism in Eukaryota, Metazoa, Chordata, Lepidosauria, Squamata, Pythonidae. The record is from RefSeq and is a predicted model, not a curated record.
UACGCCUGGCCAACGCCUGCUUUCUCUGGAUUAUUGGGGUGUUGCUCACCCUCAUUCUUUGCCCGCGACUGAAGGGGGGGGGAGCGCAGGUGGAGGUUUGCGGACAGGAUGGCUCUGCGCUCUGUGCGCCUGUUGCUUCUGCUGUUCGUGGCAGUCGCCCUUCCGGAGAGCUGCUUCGGCUCCUCCUCGCACUCCCUCAAGUAUUUCUACACUGCCGUGUCAGAGCCCAGUCAGGGGCUGCCCCACUUUGUCACUGUGGGGUACGUGGACGAUCACGUCUUCGUUUACUAUGACAGCAACAGCAGGAAGAUGCGGCCUCGAGUCUCCUGGAUGGAGAAGGUGGGGAAGGAGCACCCCCAAUACUGGGACAGAAACACCCAGAAUGAACGUGCCAAUGAGGAGGUGUUCAGAGCAAGCCUGGAGACUCUGAGGACUCGCUACAAUCAGAGAGAAGGCCUCCACACCUGGCAGAUGAUGUGUGGCUGUGAGCUCCAGGGAGACGGGAGCAAACGAGGGUUUUGGCGCUAUGGAUAUGACGGGAGGACGUUCCUCACCUUUGACAAGGAGACCCUCACCUGGCUGGCUUCUGAGCCCCAGGCCGAGAUCACCAAGAGGGAAUGGGAAACUAUUCCAGGAUUCAGUCAGGGAAGGAAGGCCUACCUGGAGAAAAUCUGCAUUGAGUG